Messenger RNA from Harpia harpyja (harpy eagle), 10340 nucleotides. It is a transcript of the gene RAPH1, whose product is annotated as Ras association (RalGDS/AF-6) and pleckstrin homology domains 1. Gene Ontology annotation, biological process: signal transduction. The record is from RefSeq and is a predicted model, not a curated record. Gene Ontology annotation, cellular component: cytosol; plasma membrane. NCBI's taxonomy places the organism in Eukaryota, Metazoa, Chordata, Aves, Accipitriformes, Accipitridae.
GAGCCCGGAGCGGCGGCGAGCGUUGGGGCGGCAGCGGCGUGGAGAGAGCGGUGCCUCCGCUGCCGGGCAGGGACGCGUCGCCGGCCGCCGGGCGGAGGCGGUUCUGCGCUCGGCGGAAACAAGGAAACGGGAAAGGAAGGGAGCGGCAGCGGGAACGGGUAUCGGCGGCCACCAUUAGCGGCGGCGGGAGGAGCAGCAGCAGCAGCAGCCGCAGCCGCGGGGGUCUGCAGGCGGAGCGGAGCCCGGGUGUGCCCGCCGCUUCGCCCCUCUAUUUUGUGGGGAGUCGCCGCUGCCCGCCAGCCCGCCGGGGGCUUCCCCGGAGCCGGGGCGAGUACACUGUGAGCUGGAAGUGGAGUUGCAAGUUACAGAUGGAGCAAUUAUCAGAUGAAGAACUUGACCAUGGUGCGGAAGAAGAUAGUGAUAAGGAAGAUCAGGAUCUGGACAAGAUGUUUGGGGCCUGGCUGGGGGAACUGGACAAACUCACACAGAGUUUGGAUACAGACAAGCCUGUGGCACCAGUGAAGAGAUCACCUCUCCGUCAGGAAACCAAUCUUGCCAACUUCUCAUAUCGCUUCUCCAUGUACAAUUUGAAUGAAGCCCUGAAUCAGGGGGAGACUGUGGAUCUAGAUGCCCUCAUGGCUGAUCUCUGUUCCAUAGAGCAGGAGCUCAGCAGCAUUGGGUCUCAUUCAGCAAACAAUGUUGCAGUGAAACGCCUUGCCACAGAAUCCAAAGCUCAGAAACCACCUGCUAGCCGACCUUCUACUAAGCACAGCAGCAUGAAAGGAUUAUCCUCCUCAUCUGGUAAGGUGACAAAACCAUCACAUGCCAACGUAUCUUUGGAUGACAUCACUGCCCAGUUAGAGAAGGCCUCUUUGAGCAUGGAUGAGGCAGCCCAACAGUCUGUUGCAGAAGACACCAAACCAGUAGUUACUGCUCAGCACAGGAGGACAGCAUCUGCUGGCACAGUGAGUGAUGCUGAGGUGCGCUCAAUCAGUAACUCCUCCCGUUCCAGCAUAACCUCUGCAGCUUCCAGCAUGGACUCCUUGGAUAUCGACAAGGUGACGAGACCUCAGGAACUGGACUUGACAUCACAAGGGCAACCAAUCACUGAGGAGGAACAGGCUGCUAAAAUCAAAGCGGAGAAGAUCAGGGUUGCAUUAGAGAAGAUUAAAGAGGCACAAGUGAAAAAGUUGGUGAUCAGAGUCCAUAUGUCUGAUGACAGCUCAAAAACAAUGAUGGUGGAUGAGAGGCAGACAGUGAGACAAGUAUUGGACAAUCUGAUGGACAAAUCACAUUGUGGUUACAGUUUAGACUGGUCAUUGGUGGAAACCAUCUCUGAAUUGCAAAUGGAAAGGAUCUUUGAAGAUCAUGAAAAUUUAGUUGAAAAUCUUCUGAACUGGACAAGAGAUAGUCAAAACAAACUAAUGUUUGUGGAACGUAUAGAGAAAUAUGCACUUUUCAAGAAUCCCCAGAACUAUCUUCUAGGGAAGAAAGAAACCUCUGAGAUGGCAGACAGAAAUAAAGAGGUGCUGCUAGAGGAAUGUUUCUGUGGAAGUUCUGUAACCGUGCCAGAGAUUGAGGGAGUUUUGUGGCUGAAAGAGGAUGGUAAGAAGUCUUGGAAGAAACGUUACUUUCUUCUUCGAGCUUCUGGAAUCUACUAUGUCCCUAAAGGGAAGGCAAAGGUCUCACGGGAUCUCGUGUGCUUUCUACAGCUAGAUCAUGUCAGUGUUUACUAUGGACAGGACUAUCGGAACAAAUACAAAGCACCCACAGACUAUUGUUUAGUGCUAAAGCAUCCUCAGAUCCAGAAGAAAUCCCAGUAUAUCAAGUAUCUUUGCUGUGAUGAUGUAAGAACUCUACACCAAUGGAUCAAUGGCAUCCGCAUUGCUAAGUAUGGGAAGCAACUGUACAUGAAUUAUCAGGAAGCAUUGAAGAGAACAGAAUCGGCAUAUGACUGGACUUCGUUGUCUAGCUCCAGUAUCAAGUCAGGCUCCAGCUCAUCUAGUUUGCCAGAAUCUCAAUCAAAUCAUUCUAAUCAGUCUGACAGUGGAGUUUCUGACACACAGCCAGCUGGACAUGUCCGUUCCCAAAGUAUUGUCAGCUCCAUGUUCUCCGAGGCCUGGAAACGAGGCACUCAACUGGAGGAAUCCAGCAAGGCCCGAAUGGAGCCUGCAGGUCGGCCCUUCGUGUCUGCCGCACCUCCUGUGUCCGCACAGACAAAAGUGGGGACCCCCUACACAGCAUCGCAGCCGACGCCCCCCCUGCCCCCGCCGCCUCCCCCCGCCCCCCCCCUCCCCCACCCCCCCCCUCCUCCGCCCCCACCCCCCCUCCCCAGCCAGGCUGCCCCAUCCGCAGGCUCGUCCGCCACCAUGUUCGUCAAGUACAGCACCAUCACCAGGCUGCAGAACGCUGCCCAGCAUGGCGGGCCUUUUUCCAAAGCUCCUGCUGCACAGCAGGCCCCCCCACCCCCCCCACCCUUGGGAAAGCCUCAGAUACUGGUGCCCCCCAACGGGGUCAUGCCGCCUCCCCCGCCUCCACCGCCUCCCCCCACACCGGGCUCGGCCAUGGCGCAGCUGAAGCCGGCACCUUGUGCCCCUUCUGUGCCACAGUUCACACCGCCGCCACCGCCCCCCAAAAUCCAUCAGGUUCAACCAAAUAUAAGCCAGGCCACUGCCACUGCCACCUCUUCAUUGCCACCACCUCCUCCUCCUGUGCCUGCCCCACCACCACCCCAGGCACCCCCGAAGCCUGUCAUGGCAGCUCUGUCCCCGCAGCCUAGUGGGAAGGCAGCGUCACCAGGGGUCACACACGUCACCCCCCCUGUGCCAGCUCCCUUGCCCCUUGCAAUGAAGAAACAACCAAGCGUCACCUCUCCCCAGGUGCCUCCGCUGCCACCAGCCCCUCCUGGCCCCACUCCCCCGCCAACAUUCCCAAAGCAGCAGAGUUUCUCUGGGAAGCCACCUCCAUCCCCGCAGUCCCCGGUGCCGUCGGUGGUGAAACAGAUAGUUAGCCAGUUCCCACCUCCUCCCACCCCACCUGCCACUGAGCCCCAGCCUCUGAAACCCCUUCCGCUGAGCCUGGCUCCACAGUCACCUCCAGCAGUGAAGGCAAAGCCCAAGUGGCAGCCGGCUUCCGCUCCCUCACCCGAUUUCCCCCCUCCUCCACCAGAGAGCAGCUUAGUGUUUCCUCCUCCACCUCCUUCCCCAGCUUCCUCUGCAGGUUCUCCCCCCCCUGACAAAUCAGGGUCUCCAGUCAAAAAGACCAGCAAGACAUCAAGCCCGGGAGGGAAGAAACCACCUCCAACACCUCAGCGAAAUUCCAGCAUCAAGUCCACCAGCUCCACUGAGUACCAUGAGUCCAAGAGACCUUCAGUGGACCGCCUUGUCAGCAAAUUUGCACACCCACCAGAGCCGUCAGGGUCUCCUUCUAAGGAGUCAUCGCCUCCUGCAGCCCCUCCAAAGCCAGGAAAGCUCAACCUUUCUGGGGUGAGCCUGCCCAUUGUCCUUCCGCAAGGAGGGAUCCCGGCCAAGGCUCCUGCUCCGGCUGUGUCUGGGAAGGAACCUGUGGUCGAAUUCCCUUCACCACCGUCUGAUUCAGACUUUCCACCGCCACCACCUGAAAUAGAUCUUCCUCUCCCACCAGUUGAGAUCCCAUCAGUAUUUUCAGGCAGCACCUCCCCAAAAGUCGCUGUUGUCAAUCCUCAGCCUCAGGCAUGGUCAAAACCAUCUGUGAAAAAAGCCCCACCACCCACACGUCCCAAGCGGAACGACAGCACUCGACUGACGCAGGCGGAGGUCGCAGAGCCACCAGGGUCAGCUGGCCCACAAGUGCCCACUUCACCCAAGUCCAGCCUUAGUGUUCAGCCAGGAUUCCUGGCAGACCUCAACCGGACGCUGCAGCGGAAAUCCAUCACCCGGCACGGCUCCCUCUCCUCCGCGCGGAUGUCCAGAACCGAGCCCACAGCCACCAUGGACGACAUGGUCCUGCCUCCGCCUCCACCAGAGCUGCUGGCUGACCAGCAGAAGACGAGCAGCUUUGGGGGCAGUCAUAUAUCCGGCUAUGCAACGUUACGGAGGGGGCCACCCCCUGCACCUCCCAAAAGGGAUCAGAACACCAAGCUGUCGCGGGACUGGUAGGCAGUCCCCAGGGGCUGGUGCUCUCUGUGACUUGUGGGCUGCUCCGUGAUCAGCCAACCCGUGAUCUUGCGCACUUGGAGAGAAUGUGGGGACGUGGAUGAUAGGUAGCCCCAUCAAAAGAGGUGAUCUCAAACUGUAGCUAAGGCUAAAUGUAAAGACAUUCCCCUUUCAUGGCUAGGCCAAAAAAGCUGGGGACUUGGGGGUGUUGAUAUUUUAUUGGGAAAGGUGGGUAGAGAGGCAUUGACUUACACUUUCAAUUUCUUUUACCCUUCAUAUGGAUCGGACCAAAACCCCAUUUUCUUACUUUUUCUGCAUUUAGGGGAGGGGGGAGAUAAUUUUUUUGUAGUGUCUGUCCACGUGAGACAUGUUUGUGCAUGUAUUAUAAGUGUAGGUAUAUAAUAUAUUGUGAUAUAUUUCGUCGCAAUUAUAGAAGAUAACCAGAAUGUUUUUGUAGAACUGUAUUUAUUGUUUCAGUCACUAUAUUAUUUGGAAUCGGACUCUGUAACUAGUCAAAUCUUACCACAAAGAUGAAGAUGUAGGGGGCACUUUAAAGAAAGGAAGAAAAAACAAACAAACAAAAAACCCCACAAAUCUCUUGGCAGUUUGUGGUGGGUAAAUGGUGCAGAGCUGAGGUGUUCUGCUAGGAACAGUAACAAUGUACAUUGUCCAUUGAUUGAAAAGUACAGAUGCAACAUACCAAAACAUUCUGGUCAUAAUACUACUGAAAAUGAGUAUGUUCUGAGGAAGAAAAUAGAUUUUUAUAUAUAGUGGGCUGGAGUGAAAUAUAUUUAUACUAUAAAGAGCCUCCCCCUCCCUUCCAAAUAGUUUAAAAAUAUACACUGCUACGAAUUAUUUCAAAGUUAUUUGUCCAUGCAGUAAGUAGGAUAAAUAUAUAUUAUUCCAAUCCAUUAUGCAUUCUAACUUUAUAGUAGGCUCAAUCAUUUGUUUCUGUGGCUCAAGACGAAUAUAUUUGUGUUAACCCCUUCUGAAAGCUGCCAGCACUCCUGCAAUCGAUGCCGACCCACAAGGCUGACCCACGCCGAUACAUCAUUUGUACAUCUAAUUCUUUCCCCGAAUGAACAGGUAGGUUUCUGUAGAGAGUGUUGCGUUCUCGCACAAGCAUAUACAGUGUACAUUCUCACCUUGUCUGUGCCUGAUAAGAUGUAUUAUCUUUACAAAAACAAGUGUCUAGAAACAUUUAAAGUAUUGUUUGUAAUUCAUUAGAAACUGUCAGGAAACUUUCUAAACCUUCUAGAAAGAGAGAAGGGAGUGGUAAUUUCAGGCCAAGCAUGGUGGGAAUUCUCUCUCUUUUCUUUGACCCGCCAGAGACUGCAACCAAUGCAUAAACCUGUUAAUUCCAAAGUUGGCACUUCUAGCAGUCAAGGGAGAAGACUGGAAAAAACCUCAACCUUGAGAGGCAAUAGCAUUUGCUAAUAAUUUAAUUUAAGGGCCCAUAUGAGUAGGAAAUAGACUAUCGUAUUUGCUUUGGGUUUUUUGUUUGCCAGUCAAUCACCAGAUCGAGUACUAGAGUCCUUUUUCUUGUACUUCAGUAGCUUGAUUGUACGGUCUUACCCACGUAUUCGGAGGUUGUGAUAAGGUAGCGUAGUUAGCCUAAGUGGUCCUAUGUAUCAUGCAUGUUCAUUACAGGGUAGUGGUACACAGCCUUUGUAAAGUAGCUGAAAUACUUGGACUGUACCUACCCCAUCCUCGGUUGUUAGAACUUCCCUCAUCACCAUGGGGAUACUGUCAAGGCUCAGAGGGCAAAUGAUUUUACUCUUUGUUUACCUUUUCUCCAAAAGCAAAUAUUAAAUGUUUUCCUUCCCCCAAAGAAUGAAACAAAGGAAGUAGCUUGACCUGACAGUAUCCUCAAGCAUGUACAAAAGAUGUAAACUAAUCUCUCAUGAGAGUAAUUCAGGCUGAUAGAUUUAAGAAAUACCGUUGACAGUCCCCCAUUCCUUUUUUUUUUAUAAAGUUUUUAAAAAAAUCCAAAUAAUGAAAGUCUUUGUGAAUAAUUUAUGAAUAGGAAAAAAGCUUUGCUAAUUAGAGGGGGAAAAUGACACAUCUAUAACUAUAUAGUUUUAAAUAAGUGCAUCACAAAAAGAGAAAAAUUAAUGGUGCUGUCUCUGCUGACCUGUUUCAUAUGAUUUUUUAAAAAUCUUUUUCAGCACCUCUGGAAAUUGUUUUAAUAUUUCAGACUAGUUUUUUUUGAGCAAUAAGAGUAUAUACCAUUGUGUGCAUUUUUAAAGCACUGCUAUGGAAAGGCACUUUUUUGUAUCUUUCAAAUUGUUCACAAAGUUUUGUUUCUACUAUUUUUGUGCUUAUAAAGUGUCCUUAAAAGCAUUUGCAUUGUUGAUUUUAAGCAUGCUCGGUGUAGCUGGCAAAUAACUUCACAGGAAGGUUGUUAAGCUAUACUGCAAUUCAUGGGUGCUGUAAUUUUCAACGUUGGUCCUCCUGCUGCUUUGUACUGUAUGCAGCUCCUGGGGCUCAUACCCACCAGUGGAGCAAAAGGUGUGCAGAUACAGUCGUAACUCCCCAGCUGUUAUUGACGAUAGGUAAGUGGACACAUUCUCCUACUCCCUGGCAGGAUGCAUCUGGGCUGAUGCAGCGUGUGCUCCCAGAUGACAGGAGUCAGGGAAUCUGCUUGCCCUGUCUGUUUUUCUUUUCCCCCAAGACAGCUCCACUGGUGUGUGUCAGUUCCAGCCCUUUUUCUUUUGUUCAUUCAGUGCGGGUACCUCUGGGCUUUGGACUCGGCAGAGCAGUGGUUUGAGUGCAAUUUCUUCAGAGGCAUUUGAGCUUUGUUCUCAUUUUCCUGUGCUCAAAUUCGUUUACCUAGUAUCUCUCCCUAGACAAUGAAUCCAUGCUUCCUACUGCAGGCUGCUACACAGCUUGCUGGGAGGCAGGAGUUUUAUCUCUUUAAGUUUGCAGCAAAAAGAAUGAGCGUCAGCAAAGGUGGCACCCUGUUUUCCUUCUUGUUACAACUUACAUACUUCCUAAGCCAGUAGUGAUACAGAAAUACAGUGAGUGGCUGCAGCUUGCUGUCUCUCAGUUGAGAACUGAAAUUUGGCUACAGUGUGGUUCAGACAACCUGGCUGCCUUUUCAGCUUAUGAGACCCGUCACUGUAACUUGCUUUUCCAGUAUAUUUACUGGUUUUGUGACAGUAAAUAUUUAUGCCUUAUUUGCAAAUAAGUUAUUUUCCACUGUGCGCUCUGGUCUCAUAGUUGCACCAUUGUAUUUAUUUAAAUCAGAGAACAAAGGGGCCAGAUCUCAGACACACAGCAAGAAGCUACAAACAUGGGCUGUAAUCCUUUUGGCACUAUUAAAAGGAGCAUGUGAGAGCUGAGGUUUCAUACUCUGGACACAAAGGUAGCGGAUGCUUCCAUCCUAAAUUAUUAAAGAGUACAGCUGUAGUUGUGUUACAUGAUGAAGCGUAUGGCCUUUGACACUUGCUAAGGUGGGUGUUGGGGAAAGCCCCACUGCUGCAGGGGCAGCUGAGACCAUACUGCUGCAUUUGUUAAUCUGUUCCAGAUUUGGGCUUCAUUUCCCCUCUGCCAUGCAGCAGUAACAUCCACCUCUGUGAGCAGAAGGGUCCCUCCUGUUCAGCCAGGUUUCUCUGUGCAUGCAGCACAGGUGUAGAAAGCAGGGAGGUAGUCUUCUUGAACACUUUCAUUGUAAUUCAGGUCUCGGGGAGUUGCUUUGGAAGGGGAAACUAGGCUCUUACAUCAGCAGUAAUCUUAGAGGAGAAAUUAAAAACAAAAAAACCCACGGGUUCUGAACAACCCAUAGGUAAUAUGUUUGAGGUGGAUAUGCUGGGGGGGUCUGUCUAGUCUUUCAAAACCUGUGGUUGGGGGAGGAGGUUAGGCACAAGUCUCACCAUAAAAUAAUCCUGUUAUUUUCUACGGAAGAGGAAAGCUCCUGCUUCACCCUGUGCAGUGGUUUCCUCCUGUGGCAAACCACCACUGCUUGCUCUGACUUGGUGCGUGACCUCAAAGCCAAAGAGCUCCUCUCCUGAACUUACUCUGCAGUUUCCUGCAGGGCAGCAGUGACUGACUGACACAUCAGCGAGACAAAGUGAAGGUACCUGGAUCACUUUGGUUUCAGGUCUGAUGGGAGAGGGAGCAGUUUUUUCCAAGUGCAUUUUAAGAUUUACUGUUCUGGACUUGCACAUUUUAAAGGUUUUCUAAUUUCUUCUUUCUGUGCCCUUAGGCAACCAGAUAAGUCAGCUCAGAGAUAAAAGCGUGGCCAGUUUUUCUCUGAGUUAAAAUUAUUUUUUCCACAGUCAAAGGAACCAAAAGUGCCAUUUCAACAGCAGAAGGGCAAAAGAGAAAUUUUCUGCUUAUUACAGAAAACUGUAUAGAACUAAAUUGUUUUACUUUAGUGGCCCCAUUGCAGGUAAACUUGUUUCUUACAAUCUUAUUUUGAAUAAGUGGAUUUUACUAUGAGUAUUAUUUCAAAUACAGUCACAUUAAAAUCAGUUGCACUCCAGGAAAACAAUAUAAAUUCCUGACGGAAAGUAGUGUAGAUGCAGCCAGAACAUGUGAGUUUGGGUUGGUUUUUUUUUCCUUUUUUCAUUGUUAAGGUGUAGAUUACGUACUUGUGCAAACAGUGCUCCUCAUUUGGAGGUGAGGGGAGUCUUACUUCUUUGGGGGAGAUGUUUUCCCAAAGCCUGUUUGUGGCUCCUGGUGUUUAGCUUUGCAUUCCCUCGCACAAUUGGGGCAGACUCCAAACCAGAGACGAUUUAACACUACAGGGGAUAGUUUCUCUUACAUGUUUUUGUAAUGUUCUGGUGGGAUUUAAGCUUUUAUUUUGGAAUUGUCAGUUGGUCUAAAGUUAAGUAAUUUUCCUUUCUGAAUUCUUUUUCUCCUUCAAUUAAAAAAAUGCCCAUGAAGACUGACGAAACCAGUGUUAAGUUGCAGGGGUCAGCGCUCACUAAUACUGUGAUCCAGUGAGUCAGAGGCUUUGUCUAGUUUUGAAAAGUUUAAGGCACUGAACUGCAAAUGAGGUGACAACAUCAUGCUUAUGCCUCACAAUGUAAAUUAAAGUAAUUGCCACUAACAUGGGAAAAAUAGUGAUUGGGGUUGAUGGCUAUUUGGUGCUCUGAGGCACUCAACAGGGCGAGGACUCGGUGAGCUCUCUGUGAGUCAGAAGUGUGUAUCUUUGGUGAGGAGAGCUAGAGAAGCUGGAAGAACAGGAGGAACAGGAACUAGUGCUAUACACACAAUCCCCCAUGGCAGGGAUUUAGUGAGGGAAAUGAGCGAGAAGGAACUCGAGUAACAGAUUUUGGACAGCACCCACCCCCCACCCCCCUUAUUUAAAUGCUUAAAGGCAACUUGUCUUUUAGGAGACUUAGGAAUUGAACCAACUGUUCCCUACAGUGGAAAAUAGUUUCCUCCCACCUUCCCCAAGAUGCCAAAGAUGCAUUCAGAGCUAAAUUCCAGGUACACAGAUGUGCUCGCACCAGCCUCUCCUGAGGCUAAGUUGCCAGGUGCUGCUGAUGCGCAGCAGCAGUUUGGCAAGAGAACAGGGCUGUCACUGUUAGAUGUUGUGCACCUAUUGCCUUUUAACCAAUGCUGGUAACUGGCUACACAUCUGCAAGGGGCGGGGGCAAAGGCCAGUUUAGCAAAGAACCUGUGCCCAAGGCUCCCUGCUGCUGAUUUGGUGCAGCACUAUAAAGCUUGUACUUCUAAAAGGAAAACUAAAUGCUUUGUCACAAGUUGCAAUUGCAAAUCUUAGGUCUCCUUCUAGUGGACUGCAGUGGACCAGAAAUUAACUGGAGCAGCAGUUUGUUUUAUGGCUUACACUAAUUGUUAGCAGCCACUGGUGAUAUUCUGUAUAAUACUGGGGAUGCAAAUGAAAGAAAAAAGUGUCAUUGCAAUGAUGAUUUGUCUGUGCAGCAAACUUGUGCUGAGUGCUGUAAAUACAUUCAUGUUUACUGCUUUAAAAAGAAAAUUGCACAUUUUAUCUUUCAAUGGGAUUGCCUCCCCUCUUCUUCCCUUUCCAAAAAGAAAAAUCAAAGCUCUUUUAGACUGAUAGCUUCAGGUUGGGGGGAGCUUUGCCAUAUUAUAAAUAUAUAUAAAUAUAUGUAUAAAUAUACUUUUUUAAGCAUGGGAGAGGACAAAAGAAAUACUACAUUAUAGAGUACCCAAUAUAGAUCAUUAUACAAUGGAAUAUGCACAAUUCAAUAAAGAUGUAGUUAAAUUUAAUAA